CCUGCCGUGUGCGCGCAGCACAUCCUGCAGGGCGCCUCUGCGGACUGCUGCGGGCUGCGCGUGGGCCGAGGGCUGCCUCAAGAAGGCCCGACAAGCGCUUCCAGUGCAAAGGAGAUCGUGCUCAAGCCGGACGCCAAGGCCCUGGACGCCAUGCCCCACCACUGGAUCCGGGGCAACGUCCCCCUGUGCAGCUGCUGUGUGGUGUGCACGCAGCAGUGCGGCAGUCAGCCGAAGCUCUGCGAUUACAGGUGCAUUUGGUGUCAGAAAACUGUCCAUGAUGAGUGCAUGAGAAGUAGCUUAAAGAACGAAACAUGUGAUUUUGGAGAAUUCAGAAACCUCAUCAUUCCACCCAGUUACUUAACCUCUAUUAAUCAGAUGCGUAAAGACAAAAAAACAGAUUAUGCAAUGCUAGCCUCUAAGCUUGGGAAGCAAUGGACUCCAUUAAUAAUCCUGGCCAACUCUCGUAGUGGAACUAACAUGGGAGAUGGACUAUUGGGAGAAUUCAGGAUCCUUCUAAACCCAGUCCAGGUUUUUGAUGUAACUAAAACUCCCCCCAUCAAAGCCCUGCAACUUUGUACUCUUCUUCCUUAUCACUCAGCUCGAGUACUUGUGUGUGGAGGGGAUGGGACUGUGGGCUGGGUCCUGGAUGCCAUUGAUGAAAUGAAGAUUAAGGGGCAAGAAAAAUACAUCCCACAAGUUGCAGUCUUGCCUCUGGGAACAGGCAACGAUCUAUCCAAUACAUUGGGCUGGGGCACAAGUUACACGGGUGAAAUCCCAGUUGCCCAGGUCUUAAGAAAUGUGAUGGAAGCAGAUGGAAUUAAACUGGACAGAUGGAAAGUUCAAGUAACAAAUAAAGGAUACUACAACCUGAGAAAACCCAAGGAAUUCACAAUGAACAACUACUUUUCUGUUGGACCUGACGCUCUCAUGGCUCUCAAUUUUCACGCUCAUCGCGAGAAGGCACCAUCUCUGUUUUCUAGCAGAAUUCUUAAUAAGGCUGUUUACUUAUUCUAUGGAACCAAAGAUUGUUUAGUGCAAGAAUGUAAAGAUCUGAAUAAAAAAGUUGAGCUAGAACUGGAUGGUGAGCGAGUGGAACUGCCUAAUUUGGAAGGUAUUAUUGUUCUGAACAUUGGAUACUGGGGCGGUGGCUGCAGACUAUGGGAAGGGAUGGGAGAUGAGACUUACCCCCUAGCCAGGCAUGACGAUGGUUUACUGGAAGUCGUUGGCGUAUAUGGGUCUUUCCACUGUGCUCAGAUUCAAGUGAAAUUGGCAAACCCUUUUCGAAUAGGACAGGCGCACACCGUGCGGCUGAUUUUGAAGUGCUCGAUGAUGCCAAUGCAGGUGGAUGGGGAGCCCUGGGCCCAAGGGCCCUGCACUGUUACCAUCACUCACAAGACACAUGCACUGAUGCUGUAUUUCUCCGGAGAACAAACGGAUGAUGACGUCUCUAGUAACUCAGAUCAAGAGGAUAUCAAGGAUACUGAGUAGCUGGAUGAGGAAAUGAAAACUUACAAUAGAAUGCUCACAAACAAAUUCCUGUGGAUCCGAAUACAUACUUUGCAUUGUUCAGCUGAAGAGCUCAAUAGAAUGGGUGACAGUUUUGGGUGGUUUUCCCUUGAAAUGAUAAUAUUGAAUCAAGAACCAGCACUUUAUAUUCACUUUUUUUUUUUUAAUUCUGCCUAAUUGUGGACAGUGAAAUGUAGGUAGGUUUCUUUUAAAAAUUUAGAAAUUUGAAAAGAAAACAUAGUAGUUAGGUUGCUUUUCUUGUUCUCUAGCAUUGUCCAGGCAAGCUGGCAUCCAGGUCAGAUGAGAUUGGGAGGAAAUGCCUGGAGUAAGAAAAGGCCUUUGUGCAGUGGAUGACAAUGACUCAUAAGGACAUUUGCUCUCAUUUCUCCAGCUCUGGCUCUUUCUCUUUACUUUGAUCUCCUGCAGGCAAAUGGGCAGUCAUCUGUAAUUCUGUUCUAUGCACAGUUAGAGCAGCCUGGGCCUCUCGCCUGAUCACUCUUGCAGGAGAACUGACUGAAUCAGAUCUCUGAGUCCUCAGGACUGAGGACGCUUGUGAGGCUCCAAGUAAGCAGCCAGCUGGCCUCUUGCACUUUCUCGCCCUCUGGCCACAUGCUGUGUACCUACCACUUAAUUACCCUGUGUUAAUUGCUUUUGUUGGGUUGGGUCUGUAUUGUGGUCAUUGCCUACAGACAGAAAUGUGAAUUAAAGCAUUUGAAAUGUU
Messenger RNA from Myotis lucifugus (little brown bat), 2227 nucleotides. It is a transcript of the gene DGKE, whose product is annotated as diacylglycerol kinase epsilon. The annotation marks the transcript as partial. The record is from RefSeq and is a predicted model, not a curated record. The transcript is spliced from 12 exons. NCBI's taxonomy places the organism in Eukaryota, Metazoa, Chordata, Mammalia, Chiroptera, Vespertilionidae. Gene Ontology annotation, molecular function: ATP-dependent diacylglycerol kinase activity.